AUGUUUUUAAUGAAUAAAGAAUUAAUUAAUUUAAUAAUUAAUGGAAAAUUAAUAGAAAAAAAAAAUAUAAAUAAAAACAUAAUUAAAAAUAAUUUAGAAAAGAUUAUAUUUAAUUUUGAUACAUAUAAAAAAUUAAAAAAUGAAAAUGAGUUAUUAAAAAACAUUUUUCUUUACACAAAAAUUAUAAAUAUUAACAACUUUCAUCUACAAUAUUUAUAUGAGAAGGUAGUAAAUCCUUUAUUAAAAGAAAACUUGAAUAUAUCUCUUUUACCAAAUAUUAUACAUACAUAUAAAAAAAAUGAAAAUUUUGAUUAUAUAUUAAAAGAAAUAAAUGAUUGCAUUAUUGAAAGAAUACAAAAGGGGGAAUUUUUUAUAAAUGAUUUAAAUAAGUGGGUUAGUAUUUUGCAAGUAUUUUCUAAACAUAAAAAUAUUAAUUUUAUUCCUCUUCUACGAUAUCUUUUGACGAUUGAAAAUUUAAAAGAGAAUAGAAAAGUUAAUAAUGAUCAUAAAAAUAAAAUAGAAAAGAAAGAAAUUAAUAUUAUAUAUACUAAUCAAUGCUAUGAAUAUAAUAAAUAUAAAAGUUUUAUUUUAUUAAAUGAUGUGGAUUAUAAAAUAUUGGAAUCUUUAUCUCCUAGAUCUUUAAGUAUAUUAGUUAAUAUAUUAUCAAAAAUAAAAAUAAAAAAUAUAAAUAAUUUGAAUUUUUUUCUUUAUGAAAAAAUAAACAAAAGCUUAAAUGAAUUUAAUAAUAUUGAUUUAUGUUUAAUUAUAAAUUCCUUUCAUAAGAUUAAAUAUACAAAUAUAAGUUUUUAUAAUAGUAUAGAAGAAGAAAUUUUUAAAAGAUUAUUAUUUUUUGAUUUUUUUCAAUUAUCAAUUAUUUUUCAUAGUUUAUCAAAAUAUUGGAGUGAAGAGAAGAAAAAAUGUAUUUCCAUAUUAUUUAUGAAAAAAGUAAAGAAAUAUUUACAUUUAUAUUUAACACAUAACGAUGAAAAAUAUAUUUUACAAACUAAAAACAAAAAUUCAUUAAUUGAAGUAAUUCCUAUGUUCUUUUUAUCAUAUGUCAAAACAAGUUAUUCUAUAUUCCCAUACUAUUUUAGUUAUAGUAAAUUGCUUAUGUGCCAAUUUAUGUUUUUAAAUAAAUAUGUACUCGUUUUAAAAAAAAAUUGUUUUUUUAAAAAAUAUAUUAAUAACCAUAAUUUAAUUAAUUUAAAAAAUAUCAAUCAGACUAUAUGCAAUUUACUUUAUGCAUUUAUUGGAUAUUUUUACAAUAUUUUAACAUCAUAUGAUAAUAGGGAAAAAUUAUUUAUUAAUCAUCUUUUUUUAACUUUAAAUAAUAUAUAUCAAUUGCUUUAUUUUUUUAUAUUCUUUUAUCGUAACAAAGAAUUAUUAACAAAAUAUCAGCCCUUUAUAAUUCCUUUGCAUAAAUCACAGCUAUUAAUUUUUUUUUAUACUUAUUGGUAUUUUGUAUUAGAUUUAUAUUUUUAUUUGGAUAGUUACAAUAAUGAUAAAUUAUAUUAUGAGUCAACUGUUAAUAAAAGUGAUGCAACAAUUCAAGAGAACAAAUUUGAUUGUUUUUAUUUUAUUAAAUUAAGAUAUAUUAAAAAAAUAAAAUUUAUUCUUAAUAUUUUGGAUAAAGUUGAUUUAAAUCCUUUAAUGAAGGAAUCAUUAUAUGCAAACAAUAAAUAUGUAAGUUUAAUAUAUUUAAAUAUACUUCACACACUAAACAAUUUAAAGAAUUUUUCAAAUACUUCAUUCACUUUUAAUAGAAAAAUAAUAGAACCAUUUACAAUUUCUCUAUUAUGCAAAACAAGGCUACAAAAAUAA
Messenger RNA from Plasmodium relictum, 1821 nucleotides. Its product is annotated as conserved Plasmodium protein, unknown function. The transcript has a single exon. Lineage: Eukaryota; Apicomplexa; Aconoidasida; Haemosporida; Plasmodiidae. Bases 1 to 1821 code for a protein of 606 amino acids. The record is from RefSeq and is a predicted model, not a curated record.